AUGCAGAACUCCUCAGCAAGCGGCGCCAAUAAUCCAGAGCAGCAUUUGCGCGCACAGCUCGAGCUACUCAAGAACCACGACGCGACAGGCUCGUCCUCGCCAACCUCUCCUGCUCCUCGUGAUACUCGGCAUCAACCACUUCAGCCGGCUCCUGCGCGGCCGUCGAAUGGCUUCGAUCACUCGCCCAAUCCUCAAGAUCAACCCCGAGCUCUAGCCGCCAAAGGCGAGGUUGAAGCUCAUAUUCACCCUGACCUUCGCGCCCGGGCCAACAACGCACCCACCGCAACCAUGAUGCCUAUCGUUCCUCCAUCUGGGCACAGCCCAGGCGCCUCGGCUGGCCCAUCCAACGCUCCAAUUGCCUCCAUGCCCCCGCCUCACAUGUCGCCGGACGACCAUGGUGACGGUCGCAGCAAGGCUAAGCGUGAACUAUCUCAGUCAAAACGUGCAGCGCAAAAUAGGGCCGCUCAGAGAGCAUUCCGACAGCGCAAAGAGGGUUAUAUCAAGAAACUCGAGCAGCAGGUACGCGAAUACAUGGACAUGGAGCAAUCUUUCAAAUCUCUCCAGUCAGAUAACCAAGCGCUGAGGGAGUAUAUCGUCCACUUGCAAUCGCAGUUGUUUGAUGCGACAGGCGAAUACCCACCACCUCCUCACAACGUUGAUAUUGCUCAACCUGCACAACAACCGCCAGCACCCGCUCCAACCCCCGCUCCAGCACCCGCUCCGGCUCCGGCCCCUGCACCUGCUCCUAUUGCUUCUGCUCCUACCGAACCAGCUUUGGAAGCUGUCGCGCAAGCCGUUGCAGGCCUCGCGGCUCAGGAACAGAUCGAGCGUCAACAAUACCCCACGGCGCACGAAUGA
Messenger RNA from Fusarium pseudograminearum CS3096, 858 nucleotides. RefSeq lists its product as uncharacterized. NCBI's taxonomy places the organism in Eukaryota, Fungi, Ascomycota, Sordariomycetes, Hypocreales, Nectriaceae. The transcript is spliced from 3 exons. Gene Ontology annotation, molecular function: transcription cis-regulatory region binding; DNA-binding transcription activator activity, RNA polymerase II-specific. Gene Ontology annotation, cellular component: RNA polymerase II transcription regulator complex. The coding region runs from base 1 to 858 and encodes 285 amino acids. The record is from RefSeq and is a predicted model, not a curated record.